AUGCGUCCCGUAACAGCAUCAACAUCCUCUGCCCUGCGCAGCUGGACCCGUCAUACCCUCCCGACCUCUGCGACCUCCUCAACCUCCCGCUUCGCCGCCGUUGCAGCAGCCACCACAGCUUCACCUUCCAGCUCCCAACGCCGGCUACAGUCGUCCGAAUCCGGAGCCAGCAGUUUCGAGAGCCCCUUCCAACACGCAAAGUACGACACUACCAAAAUCCCAAGCUUCAAGAACUAUGCCUCCAAAAGCUCCGAGGUCUCGAAUCGUGUUUUCUCUUAUUUCUUAGCUGGUUCUAUGGGUCUUUUGGCUGCCGCCGGUGCUAAAGCUACUGUCCAAGAUUUCCUCGUCAACAUGUCCGCAUCGGCCGAUGUGUUGGCCCAAGCAAAGGUCGAAAUUGACCUUGCCGCGAUUCCAGAAGGAAAGAACGUCAUCAUCAAAUGGCGAGGCAAGCCUGUGUUUAUCCGACACCGAACAGAAGAUGAAAUCAAGCAAGCCGAAUCAGUCAAAGUCGAAUCGCUCCGUGAUCCCCAAGCCGACAGCGACCGAGUAAAGAAGCCCGAAUGGCUAGUGAUGGUGGGCGUCUGCACACAUCUGGGUUGUGUGCCCAUUGGUGAAGCCGGUGAUUUCGGCGGCUGGUUCUGCCCCUGCCACGGUUCCCACUACGAUAUCUCUGGCCGAAUUAGAAAAGGACCCGCGCCACUGAACCUGGAAAUCCCCGUCUAUGAUUUCCCGGAUGACGAUAAACUGGUUGUUGGUUAG
Molecule: messenger RNA, 759 nt
Organism: Exophiala bonariae
Lineage: Eukaryota; Fungi; Ascomycota; Eurotiomycetes; Chaetothyriales; Herpotrichiellaceae
Gene: FES1
Product: hsp70 nucleotide exchange factor fes1
Exons: 3
Coding region: 1-759 (252 amino acids)
Biological process (GO): mitochondrial electron transport, ubiquinol to cytochrome c
Cellular component (GO): membrane
Molecular function (GO): quinol-cytochrome-c reductase activity; 2 iron, 2 sulfur cluster binding
Source: RefSeq, a predicted model, not a curated record